AUGGCCGCGCGGGCAAAAUCCAGGCAAUUUCUAGGCGUGAAGGCGUUGUGUUUCUGUCAACGCGGCCGCAGAGGGGGUGGCACUCAAGUGAAAGAGCGGCAUCGUAAGCUGACAGUGAGCCUAUCGUCGGACUCUUCGGUGCUCACCAGUGAGCUUGACAAGCUUCAGAAGCUGCUGGAGCUACACCAUACGAUCAAGUCACGGGCUAUGGCGCAACAGGGUCUCUACGAGCGCCUAUCGUCGGACUCUUCGGUGCUCACCAGUGAGCUUGACAAGCUUCAGAAGCUGCUGGAGCUACACCAUACGAUCAAGUCACGGGCUAUGGCGCAACAGGGUCUCUACGAGCGCCUAUCGUCGGACUCUUCGGUGCUCACCAGUGAGCUUGACAAGCUUCAGAAGCUGCUGGAGCUACACCAUACGAUCAAGUCACGGGCUAUGGCGCAACAGGGUCUCUACGAGCGGUGA
Messenger RNA from Phytophthora infestans T30-4, 465 nucleotides. RefSeq lists its product as uncharacterized. Bases 1 to 465 code for a protein of 154 amino acids. NCBI's taxonomy places the organism in Eukaryota, Oomycota, Peronosporomycetes, Peronosporales, Peronosporaceae. The transcript has 5 exons. The record is from RefSeq and is a predicted model, not a curated record.